Messenger RNA from Oncorhynchus gorbuscha (pink salmon), 1595 nucleotides. RefSeq names its product probable inactive tRNA-specific adenosine deaminase-like protein 3. The coding region runs from base 278 to 1372 and encodes 364 amino acids. Gene Ontology annotation, molecular function: tRNA-specific adenosine-34 deaminase activity. The transcript has a single exon. The record is from RefSeq and is a predicted model, not a curated record. Lineage: Eukaryota; Metazoa; Chordata; Actinopteri; Salmoniformes; Salmonidae. Gene Ontology annotation, cellular component: cytoplasm; nucleus.
UUAUAUGCAGUCGGACAUCAACAAGCAUGGAUGGAAACGGAGAGCUAGCUCCACGUAUCUGAAAUCUGUCACGUUUCACACUUCUAAUCAAACCUGGUCAACAAGGUAAUUUUAAUUCAUCAAUCGGUAAUGUUAAGUAUACACUGACAGUUUUUUUUCCGCAUGCUCUGAAACAACCUUACAUCUCUGCGCCACUACAUCCAAUGUUUAUCUUCUUGUAAACAUUUGGUCUGUAUCCGAGUUGUUUCAUCCUGAUUUUUAACAGAGUUGCUUUGAAAUGGAGCCACAACCCAAACGCAGAAAAGAAUAUGAGUGUGACAUCGACUCCUGGGUUGCUUACCCUGUGCUGUCCAACGAGCAGUCACAAGACAUUGAGCUAAUCGAGGCCUUUGCAGCUCCCAUUAUCAACAAGAAAGAAACCUCUCGUUUGAUCAAGGAGUUGGCCAAAGUAUACCCAUUACCUGGACUUCAGCACAUCAAGAGGGUACGUUCAUGCAAGGAUAAGGGCAGCCCUCACCCUCUGGAGGUCAUUGUAUGCCUUGCCAGUGAUGCACCAGUCAUUGAUCACAGUAAGGAGCUGCACAUAUCUGAUCUGUCGUCAUCCGGUAGAUUGAACUGUGAAGGUCUAGGAUACCCUUUCCUGGUCAAGAUACCAGCAUGCCCUCCUUUGACCAGACCGCAGUUUGAGCAGGCCAGCAAACACUGGCCCACCUCCUUUCACGAGGACAAACAGGUGACUGUGGCCCUGAGGGGCCAGCUGUUCACCUCCUCUCAGAAAUCAAAGAUGCAGGAGUACAUGAUGGCUGCUGUGGCUGCAGCCAGAGCGGGGCAGGAGAGUGGCAUGGAGGCUGUGGGGGCUGCGGUCGUUGACCCAGAGGCAGAGAGGAUCCUCGCUGUGGGACAUGACUGCCAGCAAGGCGGUCACCCACUUCAUCACGCCAUCAUGGUCUGCAUUGACCUUGUGGCACGUGGGCAGGGGGGUGGGGCCUACACCUAUGACAAGUACCCCGUCUGCCAGUCUGUUUUGCCCUAUUCCUCACCCUCUCAAAAACAGGGCGCCACCACCAUGACAACCUGUGGGGUCGUGCAGGACGGGGACAGUGCAGAGGAGAGAGUUGAGCCAUACAUCUGCACCGGGUACGACCUGUAUGUUACUCGAGAGCCUUGUGUUAUGUGUGCCAUGGCGCUAGUCCAUUCUAGGAUAGGCAGAGUCUUCUAUGGGACAGCCUCUACCGAUGGGGCAUUUGGGACUAAAUACAAAAUCCACGCUCAAAAAGAACUGAAUCACCGCUUUGAAGUUUUCAAAGGAGUCUUGGACCAACAGUGUGAAGACCUUAACAGGCCUAUACACUAUAUCAAAAUGAAUUCUUAAAGGUUCACAUAAUUGUUACAGGAACGCUAGACUAUUAUAAACGGAUUAAUCUCGUGUCAGACUACUAGGCACACAUGGUUGAUGAACGAGACUAGAUCAACAUGUGAAUUACAUAAGUAACAUUUUACUUCUGGAAGAUUUUGAAUUUACAAACACAUUUUAAUGUUUUACUUUGUUACUGUGUAAAAUUCAAUGCAAUAAAGUUUGGCCACUGUGACAUCAA